This is a messenger RNA of Eruca vesicaria subsp. sativa (arugula), 1599 nucleotides long. The record is from the annotation of a GenBank genome assembly. NCBI's taxonomy places the organism in Eukaryota, Viridiplantae, Streptophyta, Magnoliopsida, Brassicales, Brassicaceae.
GUGUUUUUGUAGCUUUUUUGGUCAAAAGAAAAGUCAGAUCUGCGGGUGAGAUGGGAUGGGGCUUCGUGGUGGUGUUACUGACGAUGGCAAUGGUUAUUCAAAGGACAAGUUCUAUUAGAGCGAACUGGGGCACGCAAGCCUCGCACCCUCUUCCUCCGGACACAGUGGUGCGAAUGCUAAGAGACAAUAAUAUUCAGAAAGUGAAGCUAUUCGACGCUGAAUACGACACUCUCAAGGCUCUGGGCGAAUCAAGAAUCGAAGUUAUGGUCGGUAUUCCUAAUGAGAUGCUGUCCACUCUCGCUUCCAGCCUCAAAGCCGCUGAGAAAUGGGUUGCUAUAAAUGUUUCUACUCACAUCUCAACAAACAACGUCAACAUCAGAUACGUUGCUGUUGGCAAUGAACCUUUCCUGUCAAGUUAUAACGGAAGCUAUCUCAACACAACUUUCCCUGCUCUAAGAAACAUCCAAACUGCGUUAACAAAAGCUGGUCUCCAGAACCAAGUGAAAGUCACAUGUCCUCUCAACGCUGAUGUCUACGAGACCUCCACCACACUCCCUUCCGGAGGUAACUUCAGAGCCAACAUCCAUGAUCUCAUGAUCACAAUCGUCAAGUUCUUGAGCGAAAACGACAGCCCCUUCACCGUUAACAUCUAUCCAUUCAUCAGUCUCUACAACGACGACAAAUUCCCAAUCGAUUACGCCUUAGGCGUCUCGAAGCCCCUGAGCGAUGGUGAGACUCUCUACAACAACAUGUUCGAUGCAAACUACGACACUCUUGUUCACGCCCUGGAGAAGAAUGGGUUUGGAAAAAUGCCUAUCGUAGUUGGUGAGAUCGGUUGGCCUACGGGUGGGGACAAGAAUGCCAACGUGGAGUUCGCUAGAAAGUUCAACCAAGGCUUCAUGGAUCAUAUCUCAGGUGGGAAAGGGACUCCAAAGAGGCCUGGCCCAAUAGAUGCGUACCUGUUCAGUUUGAUAGAUGAGGAUCGCAAAAGUGUUGAGCCUGGUUACUUUGAGAGACAUUGGGGGUUAUUCACAUUUGAUGGGUUACCUAAAUAUGCAUUCAACUUGGGAACAACCAACACAGGAGCUUUGGUGCAGGCCAAAGAAGUGAACUAUCUAAUGAAGAAGUGGUGUGUGAUGAAGCCGAACGUGAGGUUGGAUGAUCCUCAGGUGGCAGCUAGCGUGAGCUUCGCGUGUAGCCGCGGGGACUGCACCAGUCUUGGUGUUGGGACGUCGUGUGGGAAACUUGAUGGGAAGGAAAACGUAUCGUAUGCUUUUAAUAGUUAUUAUCAGAUGAACGACCAGGAGGAUAAAGCGUGUAAGUUUUCAAACAUAUCGGAGGUGACCAAGACGGAUCCUUCUACGGAAACAUGCAGGUUUCCGAUUAUGAUAUUGCCUUAUUACAGUGAGGCUGCUCAGGGACAAGUGUUCUUCUUGCCACUUCUGAUGGCUACAGCUAUAGUUUUGCUCUCUGUUUUCUGAUGGCUUCUUGUCAAAUUUGUAACUCUUUUUAUGUGUGGUGUGGUGUGGUGUGGCUUUUCUUCUUUCUAUUCUUGGAUUCUAAUAUCAAAUUGAUGCAAGGAGCUUGUUUUGAGUUUAG